AAUCACGUUCGGGUACCAAACUCAAUUCUCUAACUCUUCUCAUCUCAUUCUCAACCUUACCUCACUCCCUCUAAUUUUUUUCCCUCUCUCCUAUUCUGCAUUGCUUGUUUUGAUUCGGAUUUUUCUGGUACCAAGUCUGUCCAAACAGCAAUCCCAUCUCUCUCUCUCUCUCUCUCUCUUUAUUUUUUCCUCCUUUCAAUAAAGCAUUAUUCCAUUUCGUCUCAAUCUCUCUUUUUUAAUACCCUCUUCCCCAUUGCUACUAUCCUCUCUGUUUUCAGUGUUUUUCAUCUCUCUCUCACUCUCUCUCUCUCUCAAAGGAAAAAAAAAAAGGAGAUUUGGAAAUGAAGAAGGUCAUACUAAAGCUGGAUUUGCAUGAUGACAGAGCUAAGCAGAAAGCUUUGAAAACAGUCUCUACUCUUCCAGGGAUUGAUGCCAUAUCAAUGGACAUGAAGGAUAAGAAACUCACAGUGAUAGGGACAGUGGAUCCAGUAAAUGUAGUGAGCAAACUGAGAAAGUAUUGGCAGACAGAUAUAAUCUCAGUUGGGCCAGCAGUGGAGCCCAAGAAGGAGGAGCCCAAAAAGGAAGAGCCCAAGAAAGAAGAGGCUAAGAAAGAAGAAGGCAAGGAGGAACCAAAGAAGGAGGAGGGAAAGAAAGAAGAACCAAAGAAAGAGGAAGAAAAGAAGGAAGAAAAGAAAGAAGAGAAGAAGGAUGAAGAGAAGAAGAAAGAGGCUGCUCCGGCACCGCCGCCACCGGACCCUGUGUUGGAGCUCGUGAAGGCUUAUAGAGCAUACAACCCCCACAUGACCACAUAUUACUAUGUGCAGAGCAUGGAAGAGAAUCCAAAUGCUUGUGUUAUUGUUUAAAGAAAAACAAUUUCCAAGUUUUUCAAGAGAGGAUUAAUUAAUCCCGAAAAUAUUUUGAGGGAAUGGUGAAAUAUGUUUUGUAAGGAAAAAAAAAAAAAAAACCAAACUAAGAGAAUAUAGGAGCUCUUUGUAUAUACAUGGUGAUGCCCCCCCUCUCCUCAUUGAAAAAUGUUCAAAAGCAUUAGUAAUGUGUUGUGUAGAGCUAAAUAAUAUAACCAAUGUUUUUUUUUUGGUAUCAAGAUAAUAUAAUCGUUUGGAUGCAUGUA
Humulus lupulus (European hop) is the source of this 1129-nucleotide messenger RNA. Its product is annotated as heavy metal-associated isoprenylated plant protein 39. Bases 342 to 863 code for a protein of 173 amino acids. Lineage: Eukaryota; Viridiplantae; Streptophyta; Magnoliopsida; Rosales; Cannabaceae. The record is from RefSeq and is a predicted model, not a curated record. The transcript has 3 exons. Gene Ontology annotation, molecular function: metal ion binding.